This is a messenger RNA of Mytilus californianus (California mussel), 5083 nucleotides long. Its product is annotated as transient receptor potential cation channel subfamily M member-like 2. Gene Ontology annotation, biological process: monoatomic cation transmembrane transport. The record is from RefSeq and is a predicted model, not a curated record. The coding region runs from base 39 to 4178 and encodes 1379 amino acids. The transcript is spliced from 35 exons. NCBI's taxonomy places the organism in Eukaryota, Metazoa, Mollusca, Bivalvia, Mytilida, Mytilidae. Gene Ontology annotation, molecular function: monoatomic cation channel activity. Gene Ontology annotation, cellular component: membrane.
UUUUCUCCUUUGUGGUGAAAUGCGUUUUGACUAAGGAAAUGAUGGAACAAGACUCUGGAAUUGGAUGUCUUCCUAUGCCCAAGAAGAAACCAGAAUCCGAAAAGACAGAUGCAAAUAAAGAGAGAAUCGGACAUCUUCUUCAUCGAUCCUUCUUAGAAGGAAAACCACAAGCUAGGGAAGUGUUGGAAAAGAAGAAAAGAAGGGAAAACGAAAAGACACAAGAAAAUAGAAUCAAGCGUAUUCCAAAUCCCUCCUUUAUAUUUGAGAAGCAACCGAAUUUCACGGAAGUUUUUUAUAUUAACAUUCCUGACACUAAAAUGGGAAAAGAUCUCUUGUUACGCGAUCUGCCUAUUAAAUGGACAAUGCCUGAACCUGAGGCAGUAAUAUCAAUCACAGGAAUAGAUCACCAGUUCAACAUAAAGGACAACUGUAAAUUGAAGAGAGAUUUGAUCGAAGCAGUCAUAAGUACUGAAUCUUGGAUUGUUACAUGUGGUACGGAAUCAGGAGCAGUGCGGUUUAUUGAGGAAGCAGUAAAUGCGCAUGUAGCUAUGAAAAACUGUAACAUUCCUAUAGUUGGAAUACUGCCACAACGAGUAUAUGAUGAGAUGCGAGAAGAAAAUAAACCCAAAGAAGUUAUUUCGAUUAAGAGACGUAAAAAAGACAAUUGGGUUAAAAUCCCAUGUAUAUCCACACAAGAGGUAUUAGAUCCAAUUCAUACCCAGUUUAUCUUCACAAAUAAUGUCAAAAUAAAUCAGACUGGAAGUGAGGCUACAUGCAGAGAAGCUUUCGAACAUUUCUUACUGAACAUCAACAUCAAAGAAACAGAUGCAGAGCUCGAAACACAUGAGAUUCUGCCGGUUGUGUUGGUGCUUAUUGAAGGAGGAGUCCAUGCACUAAGAACUGCUAAGAGUGUACUGAACCAUGAACAUCAUGUUGUAGUGAUUGAUGGAUCGGGAGGAGUUGCAGAUUUUCUUGCAGCUUGUUAUUUUCGUGAUACAAGGGAGAGGAAUGGUGAGAUACCAGAUCAAAAUAUAACAGAAGUAAUCGAGGAACACUUUGAAGGUGACCCCGAUGGCUUACAGGAAGAGAUAAAAGAACUAUCAGAAUGGUUUAUGCAGAAAGACAAAAAGGAGAAAAUUCAUGUAUAUUCAGCGGAGAAUACUGACGGAGUAGACGAGAUUAUUCAGAAUGCUAUGUUCGAAAUCAACAAAGAAUACCAUAAACGGAAAAUAAAUGGAAUGAAACAGAAAAAUGCCUUUAAAACCAAUGCCGUCAAGGAACAACUGAAACUUGUGGAGAAAUGGCAAAGAUGUGACCUUGCAAAGAAAGAUAUUUUUAUAGCGAAAAAUCGAAAACAUCUGACCAGUUUACAGACACUUAAUACGAAAAGGAUGUACGAGUUGCAAAAUAAAAUCGGAGACGUGGUGCAAAGGGUGAUGGAGGAUUAUGAUUUGAUUUACAGAGAAUUACCAGCUUAUUAUAAGCGAUUCGUUAAGGACACAUCACAGCUCAAAGAUGACAGCAACACGCAAUACUUCUGGGUUUUAUCAACUUCGUUUGAUAAACUAGUUGAACAUAUGCCAGUUUAUUAUCUUGAAGAAAGUGAAACUGGGAAACGAGUAAAGAAUAUCAGAAAAAAAAUAAAAUUGAUUGAUGUACAUGAUAAGACAUGUGAUGAAAAAGGUAUGGAAGAACUGCGAAUGGAAAUUAAAGGAGAGAUACAACAGGUUUAUGGGAUAUAUCAAUCAAUUUCUAAAAACAUAUUGGACUCUUGUGAAGAAUUUCAAAAAGCCGUGCUACAGUUCGAGGAAGUCAACAAAAAGAAGGCAAAAUACUUCUCGGUUCUAUCAGACUUAUUUAGGAAAAUAAUUAGAAAUAUGACUGUUGAUGCUAUAAACAUCCACAAACAGGAGUUAAAGGAGAUAGUAAAAGAUAUCGUUGAUGAAUACAAAAAAGACAUGUUUUCACAGUUGUUACUGACAUCGAUUAUAUCAAACAGAAAGGACUUAGUAGAGUUGACUAUGGGAAGAAUGGAAAGUAUUGAAGCGUUUGUUUUCGAUAAACUAGCAUAUAUUUACUGGAGGUGCAUUAAGGAAAGCCCAGAAGAUUUACCAAUUAAGCUUAUUGAACAGGUUUCAAAUAUUGAAAAAUUGGAGAAACAGGAAGAAAAAAAAGAGGAUACGAAACAGAUAAAAAAGGAAACCGAUGAGUACGAGAUAGAGAUAGAAAUAGAGACCCAGGAAGAGAUUAGGAAAAGACGAACAUCAAACACAAUACUUUUUGCUGUUGACGAGUUUAUCAGAGAUUUGUUUGGAGAUACAAAAUUCAACCUCUAUAAAAAACACAAACCUAAACAUGAAGAUGAAAACACAGGGAUAGAUAUAGAGUAUAGGGACAAACCUUUCUAUCAUCUUUUUGUUUUGGCGGUUCUGGCGAAUUGGAAAGAAAUGGCAAUUACUUUCUGGAAGCGAGACACUGACCAUACGUGUUCUGCUUUAUUUGCAAGUGCAGUGCUGAAGGAAUUGGCUGACAGGGCACACUUUUCUAAUCUUAUGGAUCUCACUGCAUCAUUAAACGAAAACGCUAGAUUCUUUGAAGACCAAGCUUGUGCUGUGAUAACAGAAUUAUAUAAUAUCGAUCGAGAAAAGGCUCUUAAAACACUGGUCACAAAGGUUAAUCGGUACAAUUCCACACCUUUAGAAAUUGCGUACUCGCAAAAAUUGACCAAAUUCAUGGCGCACACAGCCUGUCAAGCAAAGAUUAAUAGUAUAUGGUAUGGAGAUAUUGCUUUAUAUACACCAUCCUGGAGGAUUGGUAUAGCAGUUUUCCUUCCAAUAUUGAUCAUUCAAAACUUCAGAUUCAUUACCAUUCCAAAGAAAAAUCCAUGUCAACCUAGACUUCAGGAUCAAAAACCGAAAAGCAACAAUAAUAUAACUUCAUGUCAAUGGAUACUCUACUGUCUAUACAUGUUUUAUACAGCGCCAGCAACAAAAUUCUUUAUUUAUAUGGUGUCUUACUUCGCAUUUUUGGUAAUCUUUGCAUCAUUUGUGUUGACUGAUUUGUACCCUUUGUCAGAAAGACCGCCUUCUACGCUUGAAUAUUUGACUUGGAUGUGGACUUUAUCACUAUUGUUAGAGGAAAUAAGACAGAUUGUACAGACAAACAGGGGAUCACUAUCACAUAAUCUUCAGUAUUGGGCUAAAAAUGUCUGGAAUGUAUUCGACAUUGUAAUGUAUCUGCUAUUCCUCGUAUCAGUGUUUCUCAGAUGUUUACUGAACUCGGACCAAUUCUACUUUGCCAGAAUGACUUAUGCAAUCACCUUAUCUAUGUUUAUCUUGCGCAGCAUGCAUUUUUUCUUCGUCGAUAGGUAUAUUGGGCCUAAAGUGGUAAUGAUAGGAAGAAUGCUUGCAGACCUUGCAUUUUUCAUUUCUCUGUUUGCACUGUUCGUAUUCAGUUUUGGCAUCAUGUACCAAGCUGUUUUAUUUCCAAAUUCGGUGUUGUCCCCUUGGGAGCUGUUAAAAAAUCUUGUUUAUUUUCCAUACUGGCAGUUGUACGGCGAGCUAUAUUUAGAUCACAUUGAAGGGACAGAACCGUCGGAAUGUACCAAUGAUUAUGAGUUAUACAUUAACGGAACAAUGGAUCGAUGUGCACAAAGCAACCAAUUUAAUUCGACUAUGUUGGCUGUGUAUCUGAUUCUGACAAAUAUUCUGUUAGUCAAUAUUCUUAUUGCGAUGUUUUCGUAUACAUUCCAGAAAGUACAAGAUAAUUCUGAAAUGAUUUGGAAAUUCAACAUGUAUGCUUUGAUAUAUGAAUACUAUGACAGGCCAAUGUUCCCAGUUCCAAUACUUAUACACUUAUUUAGAAUAAUUGUAUUUUGUUAUUACAAAAUAGGAUAUCUGUAUGAAACUGAUUUUGAAUUGCUCCUUACAAUCGAAGAAAUGGAAAAUCUUAAUAUUGUAGAACACUUUGCUUUACAAAAUUGUCAAAAUGGACCUUCUCGUGCCGGCAGUAGAUAUAAUGCUAGAAACAUGAUGACCGAUGAAAGGGAUAUGAAUACAGAAGCCGAUUCAACCCCUACCCAGAAAGACAUACAUGAUUUGCGAGAAUCUGUGAUUGAUGAGAUACGUCACAUUGGUUUACGACAACCAAUUUUAGUAGUAGAUUUUCCAAGGCGAUAAAAUACCAUUGAAAAUGGUUGAAUACAAUUUGAAUAUAAGCAAUCGUUACUGUAAACCAAGUUAACAGUUGAGGUUAUAUAAACCUCCAUGAUAUGUAAUCUGACAUAAAAAAAAAUGAUAACAAUAGUGUAUAAUGUUUAAAACAAACUGUUCACAACGGUUUCAUUGAACACAGAGUAAUACAUCAAUUAUUAACUUCAUGUGUGUCUGCGUGUUUGCUUGCUAACGGUUGUAUUCUAAAAGCUACCAAAGGUAUACAACAAUAACAUUUCAAACUUGACAUUAAUUUUUAUUUUAAUACAUUGCCUUUAUUAACUUCAUUUUUGGAAACUAUAUCCUUUGGAGUAAUACACAUUAAAAUUUAUUAUCUUUAUUAAAAAACUGAACGAUAAAAAAAAUUAAAUGUACAUCUAUUGUCUAUGAUAUUUAUAUAUUUUUAUAAUCGAACGUGCAAAUGCCAAUAAUUUGUUAGGAUAUGUGAACAUGACUGACAAAUGGGUCAUGAUGAGUUAUACAGUUACAUAUUUUCAAUUUGUAUUAAUUUUUUUCAAUGCUACUAAUGUGUCAUUAUGUAUACAAAAUUGUAUGAUGAUAUCUCAAGUUGUUUUGAAAAUACGACAUUCUGAUUCUGCAUGCAUUUGUGUACAUAAAAUUGUUAACCGAAAUAUUGAAAUUCAUACACAAUUCUCACUUAUAGUUUUCUUUACCACUUUGAAUGUAUUUAAUAAAUCUAACGUCAAAAUUCUAUAUUUACAAAUAUACCAAAUAUGAAUAUCUAUCUUCAUGAUUAUUUUUUUUUGUGUGUGAAUUUAUAUGGUAAAUAUGUGGUUUCUUUGAAAACAAAAUCAAAAUCUUUAUUGGAAUUUUUUUUUUUUUUUUUUUUUUUUUUUUUUCAGAAGUCGUGA